Molecule: messenger RNA, 1998 nt
Organism: Stegastes partitus (bicolor damselfish)
Lineage: Eukaryota; Metazoa; Chordata; Actinopteri; Pomacentridae
Gene: actl6a
Product: actin-like 6A
Exons: 14
Coding region: 125-1426 (433 amino acids)
Source: RefSeq, a predicted model, not a curated record
UGGCGCCGCUCUGUUAGCUUGAUCCAUGCUAACAGCUUCCCUUUGUUGUGCUUCACCGUUUAGCGGUUGCGCUUCUGCUGUAGUAACUUAUAUUAAGAAAGCUGCUGUUGUGAUUCUGUAGAGGAUGAGUGGCGGAGUGUACGGAGGCGAUGAGGUGGGAGCGUUGGUGUUCGACAUCGGCUCUUAUUCUGUGAGAGCUGGCUACGCAGGGGAAGACUGUCCUAAGGCGGACUUCCCCACAGUAAUAGGCGUGACUCUGGACCGAGAGGAUGGCAGCACGCCAAUGGAGACGGAUGGUGACAAGGGCAAGCAGAGCGGCACCACCUACUACAUCGACACCAAUCAGCUGAGGGUACCCAGAGAGAACAUGGAGGUCAUGUCUCCGCUCAAGAACGGCAUGAUUGAGGACUGGGACAGUUUCCAGGCCAUCUUGGAUCACACGUACAAGAUGCACUUCAAGUCUGAACCCAGCCUGCAUCCAGUGCUCAUGUCAGAAGCGUCGUGGAACACGCGAGCAAAACGGGAGAAACUCACAGAGCUGAUGUUUGAGCACUACAACAUUCCUGCCUUCUUCCUCUGCAAAUCAGCCGUGCUGUCUGCCUUUGCCAACGGUCGGUCCACAGGUUUGGUUCUGGACAGUGGAGCCACACACACCACAGCAAUUCCAGUUCACGACGGCUACGUCCUGCAGCAAGGCAUCGUCAAGUCGCCCCUGGCCGGUGACUUCAUGAGCAUGCAAUGUAGGGAGCUAUUUCAAGAGUUAAACGUUGAAAUAAUCCCUCCCUACAUGAUUGCAUCAAAGGUAAAACAUCUGGAUCCAGUGCGAGAGGGAUCCCAAGCAAGCUGGAAGAAGAAGGAGAAACUACCUCAAGUCACUCGCUCUUGGCACAACUACAUGUGUAAUUGUGUAAUUCAGGACUUCCAGGCGUCUGUGCUGCAGGUGUCGGACUCACCGUAUGACGAACAAGUUGCUGCCCAGAUGCCCACAGUGCACUACGAGCUGCCCAACGGCUACAACUGCGACUUUGGGGCUGAGAGGCUGAAGAUCCCAGAGGGGCUUUUUGACCCCUCGAAUGCUAAGGGUCUGUCUGGAAACACCAUGUUAGGAGUCGGUCAUGUGGUCACGACCAGCGUGGGAAUGUGCGACAUCGACAUCCGGCCGGGCCUGUACGGCAGCGUGGUGGUGACCGGAGGAAACACGCUCAUCCAGGGCUUCACCGACCGACUCAACAGAGAACUCUCACAGAAAACUCCUCCGAGUAUGAGGCUGAAGCUGAUCGCCAACAACACCACAGUGGAGCGUCGCUUCAGCGCCUGGAUAGGAGGCUCCAUCCUGGCGUCACUCGGAACCUUCCAGCAGAUGUGGAUCUCUAAACAGGAGUACGAGGAGGGAGGAAAGCAGUGUGUGGACAGGAAGUGCCCUUGAUCUGACCCCCCCCUCUCUCUCCCCACGUCACCGCCGCAAACUCAACAUCACGAUGAUUCACCUCGGACCCGGACUCAGGAACACCUCGCUCUUGUUUUGUAUGAUUUUUUUUUAAAAACUGAGUUUGUCCGUAUACCUGUCUGAGAUUUAUUGUAGAGAUUCUACAAUUUAAGUUCCUUUGUUAAUGUCCCAAAAGUCAGUCUGUUGCCUUAUCCGUAAGUCGCUGGCGUUUGGUGGAAACCUCGCAUCAUAAAAACAGUUUCUGAUCACACUGAGGGAAAAAAAAACAAAAAACACAAAAAGUAUCUGGACAGGAUUUCUGAGGAAUACCGACGAGGCAAACUGAGUGAACAGUGUUUUUGGAGGAUCGACCUUCUAGUUUUGGGGUGAAUACGGUGUUUUGUUCGUAAGCCUUUCUGUUUCCGUGUAGCGAGUAACCUCACCGGAGGUAAAGGUCAGUCACUUCUGGUCUGCGUUGAAUAACCCUGUAUUUAAUUUUCACUCUGCUUGUCAUUGGCUACCUGUGAUCUUUUAAAAAUAAAGUCUUUUUUUUUUGUUUGUUUUGUUAAAAA